GCCGCCAGAAGAGAAUGGGGCGAGACAGUCGCGCUGAGACCAAGAGCCGCGGCGGUUCACGAAUUCGUACCAGGCUGUUGCCGUUCACGUGACGGACGCGCGACCAUCGGCCGAUCUACCUUCCGCCGUCGCCUUAUGAUUCAAUCGCGCGAUCCGCCAAACAGAUUUGCUAUGCCCUGUCGUCAAUGGGCCAAAGUCUGCACCGCGCGCGUACGUUCUUUCGAGUUUAGCCCGCAAAAUUAAUAGAUAAUUCCGCGAAACGUUCUAUACUUCACAUUCAAAUUGGAGCUAUGCAUUCCUGUCGUUAUUCGACGAACAGUUCGAUCGCGGUAUAAACUGAUACAGCGUGUAAAGCGGAACAAUAAAACAAUAGUGUAACGGUGUUGUUGCGGAGUGUAUUUUAGCUGAAACCCGUGACAAAUGCUUAUAGUAUGACGUCAAAUGCAAUUAGAGGCAUCAGAAGAAAGAAGAGUUCGCUGUGCGAAGUUAAAGUAGCUGUGAUAGGAGCACCAGGAGUUGGCAAAAGCGCAUUGACAGUGAGAUUUCUGACGAGGAGAUACAUCGGGGAAUACGAUCAUCAAUCAGAAACCAGAUACAAACACGAGGUGCUAGUUGACGGGGAACCAAUUCUUUUUGAGAUUUUGGAUACGUGUCCAAAGAGCGAGGAUGAGCUACCGUCAAUGGAAACUUUACAAUGGGCGGACGGCUUGCUGUUGGUCUACUCGAUAACAGACAGAAAUUCUUUUACGUUUGUCAGAAAGGCAAAGGAAGCUCUCGCAGUAGCUGAUCCCGAGGCGGCGAUGCCCCUCGCACUUGUUGGAAAUAAAGCCGAUAUGGUUCACUUACGACAAGUCAGCGCCGAGGAGGGAGAGAUAUUAGCGAAGGAUUUCGAAUGUUGGUUUAGUGAAAUAACCGCGGCUGAGCAGGUUGCACAGGUUGCGGAGUCUUUCCAUGAAUUAUGCAGAGAAGUUCUCGCAGCUAGAAGAAGAAACAAACAAUCUUUGCUGGACAGAAUGCUGGGCGGUAAAGCGACACGUGCUUAUUCGCGAGGAAAAAGCGACUCUGCCUUACCGAAAGAUUAAUAUUGUUCUACAAAGUAUAUUACGAGGAGAAAAGAAAACUCUCAGAAUGAAAGAUCGACGUCUUUCAAGAAAUGUCAGAAUAGAAAGUAGAAUUUGGGAAUAAUUUACUAUGCAAUCAAUGAAAGCGGAAGUGAGAAGCACCAAAGGAAAUAUCAGCUUUUAAUCUGUAGAAUAAGGUUCAUAUCAAAUACUAUAGAAUAUGUACAUACUUUUAUAUUUGUCCGAUAGAAAAAUUACUCAAUUCGUAACUUAUGGCUUCAGAGUGCAUUAAAAACGCUCAGUUCAGGGAAAAGUGUAAUGUAGAAAAAGAUAAUUUCUAAUACUUCUAUUAUAUUCUUAUAUCACAAAAUAGUAAUAUAUUUUGUAACUUUUUUACUAUUCUCCACCAAAUUAAAGCAGUCGCUUAGAUUUAAACGAGGGCUGAUUGCGAGUGUGACCAAUCUACACAUAUAGUUUAUAUAAAUGUUGCAGCUUACACAAUUCUAUAUUUAUUUUGUAUUUACAACGUGAAGUAACAAUAAAUGUUUUACUUAUUUAUUA
This is a messenger RNA of Vollenhovia emeryi, 1622 nucleotides long. RefSeq names its product ras-related and estrogen-regulated growth inhibitor. NCBI's taxonomy places the organism in Eukaryota, Metazoa, Arthropoda, Insecta, Hymenoptera, Formicidae. The transcript has 6 exons. The record is from RefSeq and is a predicted model, not a curated record. Gene Ontology annotation, molecular function: GTPase activity; GTP binding. The coding region runs from base 432 to 1082 and encodes 216 amino acids.